GAGAAAGCUACAGAGUAAAAGGAUGACGUCGAAGCUGCAGGAAAGACGCAGAACAAAUGAAUUGUCUAAAUUCAUUCAAUUCACUGGAGAUUAAGGGACAAUUCACAGUGGACUGAUGAACAUGAAAUGCACUUGAACGAGGAUUGCUAUCCGUGAACUGUUAUGAGGGAAAAAAUCUAAUGCAAAUGCUCAUCAUGUCAAGCUGAGCGGAGAACAUUAGGACAUUAUCUGGAGCAGCGUGACACUUCAAACAUAAAAAGGACAAGCUGCGCCUAGCUAUCUGAAAAAUGUGUGAUUUCAGCAUACUGCCACUGGUUAAAGGAUAUUAUUCUGAAUAUAUUGUGUGCAUUAUGAUGAGAAUGUAAUAUUUGCGCCAUAUUUGUGCAUAGGGGGCUCUAUUCAUCCAGCAACAGGUUUUAUUCUGAUCAUGACUGCACUCAGUCGAAGGUUGAAGAGGUGAAGGGAAAGUCUGCUGCUGUGAUGUUAACAGGUUCAGACGUAAUGCAAUGACACACUGCGAUAAAAAAAAACUAACUUUUAAUCGACUCUUCUUUUUCCAGGUGGUGCACAUCUGGCAAGCUGGCCUCAAACGCUCCGACGAUUGUCCCAACAUGGAUUUUGUCUUUAGCGCCUCCAUUCCUACCAUGUGUCAAGACUUUAACCUGUCGUUCUUCUGCCAGCGUGAGCCGAACUCCACGUCGCCGUUUCCUCUCAACCCACCAAACUUUGCGAUGUCCUACUUCACCAUGACCUUCGGGAUCCUCUCUAAUCUAAUCGGCCUGGCCAUCGUCUCCGCAUCCUACACCCGCUUCCACCACCGAGCGAAGACGCCAUUUCUGCUGCUCGCAGCCACUCUUCUUCUGAGCGACCUGGCAGGACAUUUGGUCACCGGCGCGUUCGCUUUGCACCUGCAUCUCGGAAGGGUCAAGAGGCAACGAGUAGCAAGCAGGGAGGCAAGCGAACCCCCUCAGGUUUUCUGCAAACUUUUCGGUGCCUGCAUGGUCUUCUUUGGCUUGACUCCUCUCCUCCUGGGUAGCGCCAUGGCCGUGGAGCGGUGCAUGGGCAUCAGGCAGCCACUCCAGCACUCUGCUGUGGCCACCACGGCCCAUAUUCGCCACUGUGUCCUCCUGCUCAUCACCAUGGCUUUUACUUUAGCAGCGCUCCCCUUGUUCAAUGUGGGUACCUACACACCUCAGUUUCCUGGUACCUGGUGUUUCCUUCCUGUACACGGUGCUCUCUCGAGUGCUGACGCCGGCCUGGCAUUGGCCUUCUCGAGCCUGGGCCUGGCAGCUCUAACAGUCUCUGUACUAUGUAAUGCUGUGAGUGGGCUGACGUUGCUGCAGGCCAGGUUUAACAACCAAGGAGGAAAACUGACCGCCUCCAGGAGACGCAGAUCGUCUAUGUCAUCUGGGCAUUUGCUGGAUGUGGAGAUGAUGGUGCAGCUAGUGGUCAUAACCGUGGUGUCCUCCGUCUGCUGGAGUCCCUUCCUCAUUUACAUCUCCAUGUCAGUGAGACAGUUCUACAGAGGCAAUACCGAUCCAGACCCGCAGUAUAAGCAGCUGCUGCUGCUGGGUUUGAGGAUGGCAUCCUGGAACCAGAUCCUGGACCCGUGGGUGUACAUCCUCCUGAGGCGGGCCGUGCUGCAGCGAGUGUGUGGUCUGCUUUGGCCCAGCAGAGUCAUUUUAAGCCAUAGCAGCUCGUGCAGGAGUUCAGAGCGACAGGAAAUCCAUUUGCACUGA
Ictalurus furcatus (blue catfish) is the source of this 1739-nucleotide messenger RNA. It is a transcript of the gene ptger1c, whose product is annotated as prostaglandin E receptor 1c (subtype EP1). Bases 507 to 1739 code for a protein of 410 amino acids. Gene Ontology annotation, biological process: adenylate cyclase-activating G protein-coupled receptor signaling pathway; inflammatory response; positive regulation of cytosolic calcium ion concentration. Gene Ontology annotation, molecular function: thromboxane receptor activity; prostaglandin E receptor activity. Gene Ontology annotation, cellular component: plasma membrane. The record is from RefSeq and is a predicted model, not a curated record. NCBI's taxonomy places the organism in Eukaryota, Metazoa, Chordata, Actinopteri, Siluriformes, Ictaluridae. The transcript is spliced from 2 exons.